GUGAAACUCGACCCUGAAUCGGGUUAGUGCUGAAAUGGGUAAAAUUCCACGCUCGUCGACCAAUUAGCAGCCAUUUUCCUCAUGUACAAGUUGGACAUCAUGACACACAGCAGGACAUUCAUGCUGAGCACGAGCUGAUCUUCAAAUACGGAAUCUAUUUUGAGUUCAGUCACCGCCCAAAGAUAUAAGAUAUUGAAGAACUGCUACUGCUGAAGACUUGGUCACUUGGCAAAACCCGGUAGAGCACUCUCGGCUAAGUUCGACACGCAAACGCAUCAUUCAGCGACAACGAGAUUAGCAUGAUCAGGACCAGGGAAAUGAGAGAUAUCUAGGGCUCUCUUCCUCAUUACAUGGAGCUCUAGCAUAUAAAAGAAGCCCAUGUUCCUGUGCCGGCGGCUGGAAUCUAUCUUAUUGCGUAUGUAACCCCUACCGUGGGUGAAGUUUGAGCUGAGAUGCCCCCCCAGCAAGCAUCACGGGGUAAGAAUGGGAAGCCCUCAGCCCCUUCUUCAGCCCAAACCACAGGCUCGGGCCAGUUCAACAAGAGAAAAAAUGGACCGCAAGACACCAACUCACAAUCGAACCCAAGGGCCGCCAAGAGGAACAAAUUCUUCGACUCACGAAGUAUAGCCGUUCAAAACCAGCAUGCUGCACUGCAAGAUGGCGAGCUCAACGUGCAGUCCUUUGUCAACUCCAUGGCAUUUGAGAUCAAUGCCCUGGACGAGAGCAUGCGUCGAACCCGCGCCUCGGCGACAAGCCGCGCCUUCCAGCGCGUGCCUUUCACCAUGAGACGAAGAACUGCUGCUCAUAAUUACAAAAGGAUACCAAAACGUCUACACAAACGCGCUAAGCGAGAGAUGGCCGAGGACAAUACUCCGACAGUGAACUCAAGGACAAGAAAGCCUAAGUCAUCCAGGGCGCGAUUACGUGCUGAGACGGCACGUAGGUUGGGCAUCCUUGCCAAGCGGAAGCGGUUGCUCAAGAUUAAGAAACAUCUUGGACCCGACAGUGAUGCUAUAGCGACACGCGCUGCUAGACCAAAGAUCAAGAGAAAUGAGCUAAACGAUCUCCCCAUCACUGCGCCUAGAUAUAGGAAACGACAGUCGAACAAGACUUGGUUGCCUACUCACCUGUGGCACGCCAAAAGGGCUAGAAUGACACUCCCUUCAGAGCCUUUAUGGGGAUUUUCCAUACCCCUAACCCCUACACAGAAGAAUUAUCGACCAACUCAUCGGGUUCAGUGGCAGAAGGGCGCUAUAGCUUGGGAUAUGAGCUAUAUGAGCACAGUUAGCCUAUUUGGAAAAGAGAACAUUGUCCAGAAUAUUCUUAAGGACAUCGGUCUUACGCAGGAGUCAUUAUGGAAUGAAAGAGGAUCGCGUUGGAGAUCAGGAGCCGUACAUUGGACUGGCAAUCUGAGCAGAAAAGUCAAGAACGCCGUCUGUGUCAUUGGCCCUGCGACUAUCAUCUGGGACCCUCCGAAAGCAUCUGUUGACACGGAAGCAGACAGUGUGUCCAGACAACUAUUCAUCCGCAUUCACCCAUCUGCUUUCCAUCAGGUAUUUAAUGAGCUGUUACAACUUAUCAGAGCAUACAAGCCGCAGCCAUACAUACAAGAUCUACGACACGAAAUUGGAAGCAUCGAUAUCACGGGACCGGACGCAACUGAGGCUUUACUUGGUGUACUCAAAGCCUCCGUCUCUAGUUCAAAGCAAGUACACGCCUCGAAGUUUGAGUCCUUGUUAGGUCUGAGAGACCCUGCGUCAUUGCCCCUAGGAGCCUUGCUGGCAUUUUCUAUCAUUGAUCCACGUCUCAAAUACCCGCCGCAAAAGGUUCAGCCUCCACCAGCCACAGACAAGCAAUCGCAGACACGUCUCCUCGAAUCCCUCUUCACAUUUCGCAAUGACGAAACUCAUGGACCACAUCAACUGUUUGACCGAGACGUCCGAUUCAAAGCCUCGAAACUUCCGUCUCAGCGAUCUCUAAACCGUCGUCGAGGAAAAAGUGGACCGGGCACUCCUCUCGAGCCAAGUGAUGUUGAUCCCCCAAUCCCCAUCAUGUUACUUGCCACGCGAAAUGCGAACGGCGCGGGAGUACCAGGGACUUGGACGCUCCUACUUCCCUGGAAAUGCGUGCGGGCUGUAUGGUACAGCUUAAUGCACUACCCACUAUCUACCGGUGGCAAUCCGGCCUUCGGUGGACUCGACGAAAUCAGACAGCUGUCAUUUGAGCGUGGCCAGCCCUGGUUCCCAGGGGACGUACCCGGGACGAGCGCUGGCAAUAGCUGGGAGACACGAGAACGACAGGCUAGGUGGAGAACUUGGGAUCGCAAGCCCAAAGGAAAGCGGGUGAAAUGGGAGACUGUCGAUCUCGGCGCCGGGCGUAAAGGUGAAGUCGGCGUGGGUUGGAGCUGCGAUUUCAAAACCCUUUUCAGUAUGGGGGAUUCUUCAACGGGGGAGGAGAAGACGCCCAAUGAUAAAGAUCACGAAAUGGCAGAUGCGCCAGAAGUCCCCAAGUCAGAAAAGGAAAAGCCGACGUCAAAUAAACUUGACGACAAGGCUGAAAUCGAGACCCUUACAGACAAUACUAUCACGCACAUCCCCAAAAACAUCUUCACCACCUUUCUAUCCUCGAAUCAACCUCCAGCCACACUAGCACCUAAUUCCACCGUGACAGUGAACAUAAAGCUCCUCGGGCGAGGCGUCGUAACAUCAUGCGCACGGAUAUACCGUCUACCACGCACCACUCCCCCCUCAGCCGCAAAAACAUCCUCCCAAGCCGAAGUCCCAGCAACCCAGCCGCCUCCGCAAAGCCAACUCGAAUUACCCCCCGAUCUCCGCGCACAAUGGCUUUCUCAACGCCCAUUCACAUCCAACAAUUCCACCAGGAACAAAUCCGCAAAGAAAGAAGACGCAACCCUCACCCCAGAAGCUCGACGCCAAGCCCUCGCGCAAUCCCUCAUUGGCACACCUCCGGCCUCCUUCCUUUCCGCAGACAACACUAUCAACACGUCUCCUUUCCCCACUACCAUCACCGCCAACGCAACCUCGAUAAACGGACACCCGCUCUGUCCCGACGCAGCCGAUCUCAUCGGCUUCGUCACCACGGGCGCGUAUAAUCUGCGCGACGGCCGCGCCGAAGCCAUCGGGAGCAUCACCGCCGCACACGCGCUGCGCGCAUUAUCGGACGAGAACAAGAGGGCGAAGAAGGAUCAUAAGAGCGAGAAGGGCGCGGCGAGAUUGUGCGUUGUUAGGGAUUCGGGGGUGGGCGUCGGGUGGUUGGCUCGGUGGGAGGUUGUGUAGCGCUACUUACCUACCUAGAAGGGAAGAAAAGAAGAAAAGGGGAGGAGGGAAGAGAUAGUGGGAAAAGGUAAUGCGGAAAGAGAAAACGUGAUAACGCGAGUUUCACCAGAUAGUUCUAGUAACUUGGUACCAAACCAGCCUUUCCUAUCUACUUGCCUCUCUUGUCCUCUCCUCUCCAGAUAAAUAAACAGAGAUUGGAUUAAACAUGUUCAUGUUUAUAUGUGUAGAUAAAGCAGAUUCUUGUAAAGAAAGACCUUGGUGAGCAAGAUCACGUAUUUACCGAAAUGGAAUCAUUUAAUAUAACGUGAGAUUCUAUUAUAGAUCAUUGAGAGAGUGUCAGUCUACUUAGAUAAAUCGCAAUAAAUCUUAUUAUAUCUCCGUCA
Molecule: messenger RNA, 3679 nt
Organism: Xylaria bambusicola
Lineage: Eukaryota; Fungi; Ascomycota; Sordariomycetes; Xylariales; Xylariaceae
Product: POPLD domain-containing protein
Exons: 1
Coding region: 453-3296 (947 amino acids)
Biological process (GO): tRNA 5'-leader removal
Cellular component (GO): nucleolar ribonuclease P complex; ribonuclease MRP complex
Source: RefSeq, a predicted model, not a curated record